This is a messenger RNA of Racocetra fulgida, 269 nucleotides long. The record is from the annotation of a GenBank genome assembly. Lineage: Eukaryota; Fungi; Glomeromycota; Glomeromycetes; Diversisporales; Gigasporaceae.
AAGAAAAGGAAAAAAAGAAAGUGAGAAAAAAGAAAGAAAAUAUAAAUAAUAAAAAACAAACAAAAGAACAAAAAAAAGAUAAGAAUGAAAAAAAAGGAAACUCUAGAAAAACAAAAAAGAAUAAAAAAAGUAUAAAAGAAAUAAGAAGAAAAAAAAUAGGAAUAAUAAAGGUAAAAGAAAGAAUGAAAGAAAAAGAAUCAAAAAAGAAAGAGAUAGAAAAAGAAAUAAUUGAAGAAAGAAUAGAAGAAAGAAUAGAAGAAAAAACAAAA